Hordeum vulgare subsp. vulgare (domesticated barley) is the source of this 1029-nucleotide messenger RNA. RefSeq lists its product as uncharacterized. The transcript is spliced from 3 exons. Gene Ontology annotation, biological process: regulation of DNA-templated transcription. The record is from RefSeq and is a predicted model, not a curated record. Gene Ontology annotation, molecular function: double-stranded DNA binding. The coding region runs from base 199 to 864 and encodes 221 amino acids. Lineage: Eukaryota; Viridiplantae; Streptophyta; Magnoliopsida; Poales; Poaceae.
UUGCGAGGCCGCGCAAGUGGCUGGCUGGAGGCGGCUCCCAAGGGCCGCCAUCUCCCUCCCCACCUCUGCCCACAGCCAGCCACGCCCACGCCCACGCCACAGAGAAGAGAAGCAGAGGUGUGGGGAGGAGAGCCAGCAGCCCUGCAGCAGCCACAGCGAAGAGCGGCGGCCGCCGGCCCAGCCCCCCCGCCCUAUGCGAUGUUGGCCAGGUCGCCGGCGCCGCCCUUCCUGACGGCCACCGAGACUGCUGCUGCGCCGGCUUUCUUCCAGCCCUGUGAUCUCUCGACUUCUCCAAGUGUGAUCCUUUCCAAGAAGAAACAUGGAACAGGAUUAACUGUCCGGCCAAACAUUCAGCACGGCAAAGCUCAGUACGCAAGUAGGAUCCACAGAAAAUGGCGGGCAUUCUCAUCUGACCCAGCACAGGCCGCCGCUGUCGUGGAUACUGGUGACAGCAAAACAUGGGAAGAGUGCAAGGAGAUACUCACCUCAUUGAAUUUCUCCACCGAAGACGCCGAGAAGAUGCUGAAGAAGGCGUUCGGAUGGCUCCAUUCGCCGUACUGGACCGAGGAGAGAAAGAAGGAGGUUCCGAGCGCCGAGGUGGUAAACGGAGUGCUGGACUACGUAAGGGGCCUUGGACUCUCCGACGACGAUCUUUACAAGCUGCUCAAGAAAUUCCCGGAGGUUCUUGGGUGCGAUCUUGAGAGCGAGGUGAAGCUGAACGUCGGCAAGCUGGACAGCGACUGGGGGAUAAACGGGAAGACUCUCCGGAGUGUCCUCUUACGGAAUCCCAAGGUUUUGGGCUACAAUGUAGAUUGCCGAGGGGACUGCGCGGCUCAGUGCCCCCGCUGCUGGGUUAGGUUUUAGUGUGCUGUUCUGCAUUGUUAUUACUGUGGAGAGCUUCAGAAUUUAAGAUGAUAUAUGUUACCAACUGUCUGUCUGUUUCGGUGUCGGUUAUUCAAACCAAGCAGAUUUGUAUAGAUGGAUGUACUCUUACGGCUGGUUUACUAAGCUCAUUUGAUUUUGUCUUAA